Carica papaya (papaya) is the source of this 1311-nucleotide messenger RNA. The record is from RefSeq and is a predicted model, not a curated record. NCBI's taxonomy places the organism in Eukaryota, Viridiplantae, Streptophyta, Magnoliopsida, Brassicales, Caricaceae.
UAAAAGAAGAACAGGACUUUGAAGUCUACAAAAGCUUGACGUCUGCCUCGUAAAUUCAGUGUCUCCUUCAAAGCCCUGUUUACUGUUUCAGUGUGAGUCUAAAAUGGAAGAAAACAGCAAGACCGUGUCUGUGACGCAGAAGAAGAAGGUGCAUCUCUUCUAUUGCUUGGACUGCGAAGAGCUCGCUCGGAAAAUCGCCGCUCAAUCCGACCUCAUCACUCUUCAAUCUAUCAACUGGAGGAAUUUUGCUGAUGGAUUCCCAAACCUCUAUAUAAACAAUGCACAUGAUAUCAGAGGUCAACAUGUUGCUUUUCUUGCAUCCUUCAGCUCGCCAGCAGUUAUCUUUGAACAGAUAUCUGUCAUAUAUUUACUACCUCGGCUCUUUGUUGCUUCCUUCACUUUGGUGUUGCCUUUCUUUCCCACUGGCUCCUUUGAGCGAAUGGAAGAAGAGGGGGAUGUAGCAACUGCUUUUACCAUGGCAAGGAUUUUGUCAAAUAUUCCAAUAUCAAGGGGUGGCCCAACUAGUUUAGUUAUCUAUGAUAUACAUGCUCUACAGGAAAGAUUUUACUUCGGUGAUCAUGUUUUGCCUUUGUUUGAGACUGGAAUUCCUCUUUUAAAGAAACGACUACAACAGCUUGCUGAUGCUAACAAUAUAGUAGUUGCUUUUCCGGAUGAUGGAGCUUGGAAGCGUUUCCACAAACUGCUGGAUGAGUUUCCUGUGGUGGUGUGCACCAAGGUUCGUGAAGAUGACAAGAGAAUAGUUCGGCUCAAGGAGGGAAAUCCAGCUGGUUAUCAUGUAGUCAUUGUUGAUGAUUUAGUACAAUCUGGAGGUACUCUUAUUGAAUGCCAGAAAGUUCUGGCAGCUCAUGGUGCUGUGAAAGUGAGUGCUUAUGUCACUCACGGUGUUUUUCCUAAGCACUCAUGGGAGCGGUUUAUGCACCAGAAUAAUGGCUCGGAAAAGGCAUUUGAAUACUUCUGGAUAACUGAUUCUUGUCCACAAACUGUGAAGGCGAUAGGAAAUAGAGCUCCUUUUGAAGUAUUGAGCCUUGCAGGAUCAAUUGCAGAAGCUCUGCAGAUUUGAUUGAAGGGCUGGCUCAGAAAAUGCUAAUAAUAAUCUCUUCAGCUAAUUGUGUAAUAAUUUUACGACUCAAAUUUUCACCAUUGUACUAUGCAUGAAUAUGCACGGAUUGUUCACUUGUUCAAGAGAAGUGAAAGGAUCGCUUGGUUAGAUUGUUGCUGACAGUCUAUUAAAUUGUUCAAGAAAGAGGUAAAUUUGGAGGGUAAUGUUACGAACUUGAUGUAUGGUUUGGA